Messenger RNA from Zingiber officinale, 828 nucleotides. RefSeq lists its product as uncharacterized. Lineage: Eukaryota; Viridiplantae; Streptophyta; Magnoliopsida; Zingiberales; Zingiberaceae. Bases 105 to 677 code for a protein of 190 amino acids. The transcript is spliced from 2 exons. The record is from RefSeq and is a predicted model, not a curated record.
CCUGUUUCAAGGGAACCCAAACGGAUGCCCUGUGGACUUGGAAUGAUCCCAUUCCCAACCUGCGUUACAUCGCAGCGAGUCCUCUGACUGCAUCAUUCAUCAAGAUGGAUUUCAGGCAGAGACCUGCUGCUCGUCGCCGUGUUUAUGAUGAUUUCACUCCGCCCCAUGAGCUUGUUCAAAAAGACGACGAAGAAUUAUUCAUCAUUAAUCUCACGGGCUUCGCCAAAGAACAACUCAGGGUCCAAGUGAAGAGACCGAGCAGAAAAGUAGUGAUCAUCGGCGAGCGCCCCCUCGCCGACGGCAACCGCUGGAGCCGCUUACACAAGGAAUUCAGCGUCCCCGACUGUUGCAACAUACGAGGCGUCGGCGCGAAGUUCAACGACGGAGUUCUUUGCCUUUCGCUGCCGAAACUGUCCUUCAAGUCCCCUCCGAAAGAGGAAAAGUAUGAGAAAGAUAAAUUUGGCGACACAACGGAGCCGGGGAAGAGAGGACUCGAUGCGCCGGCUCGCGCGAUGCCUGAGCUUAGGCUCGGCGAUUGGAAGCUUAAGGUUGGGAGGUUGGACUUCGAGCUGUAUGAAGUCAAGCAGCUUGCGAUGACUCUGGCCGGCGCUGUGAUCGUUGCGGGAGCACUGGGAAUGUACAUGCAUCAUAAGCUGGCUCAGACUGACGAAUGCUGAGCUUUGAAUUGUGCUUUGAUAGCCAUUUAGUUCUGAUCCAAUCUCCAACUUGUGAAUGGAAGGAUAAAUGAAGAAUGUACAAACUCAUUAGAGCAAUACUCACAGAACGUUUAGAAAAGAUAUCUUCAGGAUUAACUAUUUAAUUCAAUUA